AGUCGAGCCGUCAACAGGGAGCAACAGAGCGUUAAGGAUGAGCCACCGUUGCGACAUCCAGUUGGACAAUCCCCGGGGGGCCUAUCGGGCCGGUGAAACAGUCAAUGGUCACGUCUAUCUGACCCUUUCGGAGCGUGCUUUAAUCAAAGCAAUCUGCCUGGAAGCUAAUGGCUAUGCCUGCACUGCCUGGCAGUUGCCUCAAAAGACCAAGAAACCCAAGGGUACGCAACCCAUAGUGCAGGGUCAGCCUUUGGACCUAGAUAGUCGAGUGGAUUAUUUUGCCAAAAUCGAUUAUUUUGUGGGCUCCGAGGCUGCUCAGCCGCAGAUAAUGGAGGCGGGCACCUACAACUAUGGAUUCCAUGUGAAGCUGCCCCAGAAUUGUCCCGGGAAUUUCGAGGGUGCCCACGGACAUGUCCGGUACACACUUCAAGUGCUUAUUCACGGCAGUGCUGAUCGUCCUUUGCAAGUGCUUCAUGUCCGGCAGUUGCUGAUCUUUCCCCAAAAUAGUCUCACCCAGGAGAACAGGAGUAGUGAAGUGGAGAUUCAUGAGCAGACGCCACGCCUAAAGUUCUGGAUGAAACCGCUACAUUUACAGCUUCAGAUUCCCAGGCAGGGUUACUCGCCGGGAGCGGGAAUUUCGGUACAUGUGAAGCUUCACAAUCCGGAAAGGCUGCCACUUCGAGAGGUCACCUAUUCCCUGGUGCAGAUCUCCACCUACGUGGCUCAAUUGAAGAACAAGCCCAAGCGAACGGAUACCAAAGUGGAUAGACAAACAAUACUGAGCAGAAGCCACGAGCUCGUCAGUCUGCCCAAGACGGAACUGGAGAAUUUUCAGCAUCUUCAUAUGCUCCAAGUGCCUCAAACUGCAGCCACUCUGAGUGUGACACAGUGCUCGUGCCUGCAGUUAAACUACGAGGUGGAGGUGCUGGUGAGGACCCAGCAGGAAAAGCGAUUGAUUUCUGCCAGAAUCCCUGUCAUUAUUGGAAAUGUAACACCGCCAUGCCCUGGCAGACUCCUCAUGCAAGAACCGCUGGAUGCCUCGGCUCCGGAACCAACUCCGCCUGUAGAAACAGCCCAAAAGUUGGCUCCGAAUUUCAGUGGUUCUAUGGCCUCAUUGUCUUCGAACUUCCGCGAAGCCGAAUUUAUGACGGCCACCAACCUGAACAAGACCAACAAGCAUUAUUUGUCUGGAGAGCAGUUGGACUUUAGGCCACGUUAUGUCUACUAUGAAAUGGAUCAAGCCCAAUCCGAGGAAGUCAAGUCGCAUUAACUGCAGUAUUUUUUUGUAUCGCACAAUCAUAUAAAUUAUUUUAUUUUUUAGAAAUUUUAUGCAAAGCUACAUUAAUUAAAUAUUUAUUUCAUCACCA
This is a messenger RNA of Drosophila kikkawai, 1367 nucleotides long. Its product is annotated as arrestin domain-containing protein 4. Gene Ontology annotation, cellular component: cytoplasm. The record is from RefSeq and is a predicted model, not a curated record. Gene Ontology annotation, biological process: protein transport. NCBI's taxonomy places the organism in Eukaryota, Metazoa, Arthropoda, Insecta, Diptera, Drosophilidae.